Ochotona curzoniae (black-lipped pika) is the source of this 2796-nucleotide messenger RNA. RefSeq names its product programmed cell death 4 (gene PDCD4). The coding region runs from base 738 to 2147 and encodes 469 amino acids. Gene Ontology annotation, biological process: negative regulation of DNA-templated transcription. Gene Ontology annotation, cellular component: cytosol; nucleus. Lineage: Eukaryota; Metazoa; Chordata; Mammalia; Lagomorpha; Ochotonidae. The transcript is spliced from 12 exons. The record is from RefSeq and is a predicted model, not a curated record.
GCCAGGCAGAAGCCAGGAGCUCUGAGCUCAGUCCAGGUCUCCCGCCAGGGACUCAGAGGCCCACGGGUUGGGGCCCUCACUGCUGCUUGCCAUGGUGGGCAUUGGCAGGAAGCUGGCAUUGGGAACUGGUGCAGCACUCCAGCUCUGAGGCUGGGGGGAGAUGUGGGCAUCUGAACUGCUGGGCCAAGGGCUUGCCCCCUUGCUGCUGUGAAGAGAAUGAAAGCACCAGCAAACCAGCGUACUUUUAUCUCUCAAAUGCAAAACAGCUUUUUUUCUUGCUGUCCCAUGCAGUUAAGUUGCCUUUUGGAGUUAUUGCUUAAAGACAUUUUUUGGUUGUGAUUACUGAAUGAAAAAAAACUUAGUUACAGAUGGUUAUCUGAUAAUUUCCUUUGCUUAACUGCUGAAUAGUUUAAUAGUUUUAAAAUCAUUAUAGUGUUUGGAAAACAGCAUUUAAAAAUCUGAUACAACAGAAUUCUGUUUUAAUAGGCUCACUCAGUUAACCUUGAUGAAGAACCUUCCUGUGGAAUAGCAAAGUCUUCCACUGAACUUGGCACCUGCCGUUUUGGGUUUAAAACUCUGGGCUCUAGGCUUUGAUCUGCUGAGCAGCUAGGGACAGAUCGCUUGCCCUCUCUGAGUCUGUUUGGUCAUGUGCAAACUAGAAUAUCCACCUGCAAGAUCCUAAAGGAAGAUUUCCAUUUGGUAAUUUGUUUAAUCAGUGCAAGUGAAAUUAAGGAACAAUGGAUGUAGAAAAUGAGCAGAUACUGAAUGUAAACCCCACAGAUCCUGAUAAUUUAAGUGACUCACUCUUUUCUGGCGAUGAAGAAAAUGCUGGGACUGAGGAAAUAAAGAAUGAAAUAAAUGGGAAUUGGAUUUCAGCAUCUUCCAUUAAUGAAGCUAGAAUUAAUGCCAAGGCAAAAAGACGACUGCGGAAAAACUCGUCCCGGGACUCUGGCCGGGGCGAUUCCGUUAGUGAUAAUGGCAGUGAAGCCCUUCGAAGUGGAGUAACUGUGCCGAGCAGUCCAAAGGGAAGGCUGCUGGACAGGCGAUCCCGAUCCGGGAAAGGACGGGGACUGCCAAAGAAAGGCGGUGCAGGAGGCAAAGGCGUCUGGGGGACCCCUGGACAAGUGUAUGAUGUGGAGGAGGUCGAUGUGAAAGAUCCCAACUAUGAGGAUGACCAGGAAAACUGUGUUUAUGAAACUGUAGUUUUGCCUUUGGAUGAAAGGGCGUUUGAGAAGACUUUGACACCAAUCAUUCAGGAAUAUUUUGAGCAUGGAGAUACAAAUGAAGUUGCGGAAAUGCUAAGAGAUUUAAAUCUUGGUGAAAUGAAAAGUGGAGUACCAGUUCUGGCAGUGUCGUUAGCACUGGAGGGGAAGGCAAGUCACAGAGAGAUGACAUCCAAGCUUCUGUCUGAUCUUUGUGGGACGGUCAUGAGCACAAAUGAUGUGGAGAAAUCAUUUGAUAAGUUGUUGAAAGAUCUGCCCGAGUUAGCACUGGACACUCCUAGAGCACCACAGUUAGUGGGCCAAUUUAUUGCUAGAGCUGUUGGAGAUGGAAUUUUAUGUAACACUUAUAUCGACAGUUACAAAGGAACUGUAGAUUGUGUACAGGCUAGAGCGGCUCUGGAUAAGGCUACCGUGCUCCUGAGUAUGUCUAAAGGCGGAAGGCGCAAGGACAGUGUGUGGGGCUCCGGAGGUGGACAGCAGCCUGUCAAUCACCUGGUUAAAGAGAUUGACAUGCUGCUGAAAGAGUAUUUGCUCUCUGGAGACAUAUCUGAAGCUGAGCACUGCCUGAAGGAGCUGGAAGUGCCUCAUUUUCACCAUGAGCUUGUGUAUGAAGCUAUUGUAAUGGUUUUAGAGUCAACCGGAGAAAGCACAUUUCGGAUGAUUUUGGAUUUGUUAAAAUCCCUUUGGAAGUCAUCUACCAUUACUGUAGACCAAAUGAAAAGAGGUUAUGAGAGAAUUUACAAUGAAAUUCCUGACAUUAAUCUGGAUGUCCCACAUUCAUACUCUGUGCUUGAGCGAUUUGUGGAGGAGUGUCUUCAGGCUGGCAUAAUAUCCAGACAGCUCAGAGAUCUGUGUCCUUCAAGGGGCAGAAAGCGCUUUGUAAGUGAAGGAGAUGGAGGCCGUCUGAAGCCAGAGAGCUACUGAAUAUGAGAACUCUUGCAUUCUUAGAUGUUAUAAAAAUAUAAAUCUGAAUUGUAAGAGUUAGCACAGGUUUUUUUUUUUUAAGCACUUGUUUUAAGUACAAGUCAUUUCGGAAAUUUUAUAUAAACUUACAUUGAAGGGGAAUUUUUUUAAAAAGGAGAUAUCCUUUUUUUUUUUUUUUUUGAGGUGGUUAAGGAGGGACAGAAAAGUAACCACUUAUUUGAGUGGAACAUUCUAAUAAGCUACUUUUUGUAAGUGCCAUGUUUAUGAUCCAAUCAUUCCAAGUUUCGCAUUGAUGUCUGACUGCCACUCCUUUCUCUCAAGGACAGUGUUUUUUGUAGUAAAAUCACUGGUUUAUAGAAAGCUUUAUUUAGGGGGUGAUGUUGAGCUGCUAAAACCCCAUGUUGGCUGCUGCUGUUGAAAUACUGUGCUUUGGGAGUAAAAAAAAAAAAAAGUUAUUUCUUUGUCUUAGGGAAAUUUAAGAAAAAAUGAGUAGUCAUGAGACUUAUUCAUCUUUCCAGGGAACAUACUGAUUGGUUUUAAAGACUAGACAGUUCAGUAAAUGGUGGCUGGAACAUCUAUUUUUCUACAAAACUGGAAAAAUGAAGCCGGUUCUAGAAGAAUGUACAACAAAAUAAACAUGUGAAGCAGU